This is a messenger RNA of Triticum turgidum subsp. durum (durum wheat), 1791 nucleotides long. NCBI's taxonomy places the organism in Eukaryota, Viridiplantae, Streptophyta, Magnoliopsida, Poales, Poaceae. The record is from the annotation of a GenBank genome assembly.
AUGGCGCUCCUCCACCUCCUCUCCCUGCUGCUACUCUGCCCGGAGCCGGCGCUGGCGGGGGACCCGUUCGCCUACUUCGACUGGGAGGUCACGUACCAGUCGGCCCGCCCGCUGGGCGUGGCGCAGAAGGUCAUCGCCAUCAACGGCCAGUUCCCGGGGCCGCCGCUGAACGUGACCACCAACUGGAACGUGGUGGUGAACGUCCGCAACGCCCUCGACGAGCCGCUCCUCCUCACCUGGCACGGCCUCCAGCAUCGCAAGACCCCGUGGCAGGACGGCGUGGCCGGCACCAACUGCCCCAUCCCCGCCGGCUGGAACUGGACCUACCAAUUCCAGGUCAAGGACCAGGUCGGGAGCUUCUUCUACUCCCCCUCGGCCGCGCCGCUCCACCGCGCCGCCGGCGGGUACGGCGGCAUCGUCGUCAACAACCGCGACGUCAUCCCCAUCCCCUUCCCCUUCCCGGACGGCGGCGACCUCACGCUCUUCAUCGGCGACUGGUACGUCAGGUCCCACAAGGACCUCCGCAGGUCCCUCGACGCCGGCGCGCCCCUGGGGCCCCCCGACGGCGUGCUCGUCAACGGCCUGGGGCCCUACCGCUACAACGACUCCCUCGUCCCGCCGGCGAUCACCUACGAGAGGAUCAAUGUGGAGCCCGGGAGGACCUACAGGCUGCGGGUGCACAACGUGGGGGUCUCCACCAGCCUGAAUUUCAGGAUCCAGGGACACAGCCUGCUGCUCGUGGAGACCGAGGGCUCAUACACCUCGCAGCAGAACUACAGCAACAUGGACAUCCAUGUCGGUCAGUCCUACUCCUUCCUGGUCACCAUGGAUCAGAACGCCAGCACCGACUACUACGUAGUCGCCAGCGCCCGCUUCGUCGUCGCCGACCCCGGUGCCGUCGAUAAGCUCACCGGCGUCGCCAUUCUGCACUACUCCAACUCCCAGGGUCCGGCCUCUGGCCCUCUCCCUGCUGCCCCUGAUGACCAGUAUGACACUGCAUUCUCCAUAAACCAAGCCAGAUCCAUCAGGUGGAAUGUCGCCGCGAGCGGUGCCCGCCCCAACCCGCAGGGUUCAUUCCAUUAUGGUGACAUUACCGUGACUGAUGUGUACUUGUUGCAGAGCCGGCCGCCCGAGCUCAUCGACGGGCAACUGCGUUCUACUAUCAAUGGGAUCUCUUACAUUGCUCCAUCUACUCCAUUGAUACUUGCACAACUAUUCAAUGUCCCUGGAGUGUUCAAGUUGGAUUUUCCAAAUCAUCCGAUGAACAGACUGCCAAAAGUUGACACCUCGGUUAUAAAUUGCACCUACAAAGGCUUUAUGGAGAUUAUAUUCCAAAACAACGCCACAACCGUGCAGAGCUAUCACUUGGAUGGAUAUGCAUUCUUCGUCGUUGGGAUGGACUAUGGACUGUGGACUGACAAUAGUCGGGGUACCUACAACAAAUGGGAUGGAGUUGCACGGUCAACAAUCCAGGUAUUCCCCGGCGCUUGGACUGCUGUGCUUGUGUUCCUGGACAACGCAGGGAUAUGGAAUCUGCGCGUGGAGAACCUGGACAGCUGGUACCUGGGCCAAGAACUGUACAUAAGCGUGGUGAACCCGGAGGAGGACCACAGCGACAAGACGCCGCUUCCUCUACCAGAUAACACAAUUUUCUGCGGCGCGCUCUCGAGUCUACAGAAAGAACAAUCUCAUAGGUUCCAGUACUCGGGAGCUUCGCGGGUUGGGAAGACGGUGUCCGCGGUGAUGAUCUCGAUUGCAUGGCUGGCUGCUAGCUACCUGGUUGAUAUAUAG